UGUGUGCAUAUAUACAAGUGGACAGUAGAGCACGCAUGUUCUCUGAAUUGUCGAAAUGACAUGCAAUCAUAAAUUGAAGGAAAUAUUGUUGCCAUGUCCUGAAUGCUGGAUAGGAGGAGGCAGGAUGAAUCUUAAUCCGUGGAGUUCAAUGAAGGCUUAAAACUAGAUGUGCAUGCAUUCCUGAUUGCAUAAAUCUUUCCCCAAAGCAAUCAUAUUGAGUCUCUUCAUCCUAGUCUUGUAUCUCAACUUUGUUCAUUUUUUCCCCCUUCCUCAAUUCAUGAAUUUGUCUUUUCAUACAGAUCAUCACGAUCGUGACAUCACUAUCAACAACUUGAUCGAUGGGAAAGCAAAUUUAGUUGAUAUGCUGUCCCCCAGUUGCUCCGACCUUAUGUUGGAGUUGGAGAACUGCAUUUUUUGUUCUUCUCUCACGAUGCAGGGGGCGUUAACUUCUUAACUUCAGCUACUGAAUUUCAUACUCGUAUGUUUGAUUUGUAUCGAUACUGUAUUCGCAAAACAGAAAUGGUCAUUCCUCCGCCUGUUAGACCAGAAAGAAUCACAAAGUUUCUUAAACCAUGUGUCUUGAAGAUGCACUUCACAAACAAGUUUGUAACACCCCAAGCAAUCCACACACCGACUGCUACAGUAGCCUCCGCUGCAGGUUCACAGGAGAAGGCACUGAAGUCGAGCUUAAAAUCUACUAGGGACGUGGGGCAGUUAGCAACUGCGGCCUUGGUGAGCGGUGGGGGCGACUGCCUGCUGCUGAAGGAUAUCCCUGCUGUUUCUGUUUUCUUAAAGAGAGAUCAGAGGUACGUACCAUGGUAAGGUUAAGGUUAAGGCUGUGAUUGAUUGGCCGAGAGAUUCAGAUAUAUCAAGCUGGUGUAGUCAAAAGCAUUAAUCAAAACUAGACUAACAGCAAUGUACGUAGCAUUUGCAUAUUAAGGAAGUUGUAUCAACUGAUGUGGAGUUGUUAGCAUUGAAGGGUGUGGUGGAUGCUAUGCUGAAACAUGCACGAGAAGCCAUAGCACCCACCCACUCAAAGGAGAGACAGCACAGCAGAGUUUGACAAUGCAAGCACAAACGCUGAACUAACUGGCCAAGGAAAGAAGGGUUCUGGUUCAGCUCUCCCCUUCCUCAACAACAAAGGAUUGAUUGUUUAUCACCAACUUAUGUUGUUUGUAGGCCCCACCCAGACAACAUCUGGCCCAUGCUUUAAUUAUUUCUUGGUGACAAAUGGUGUGGGUGGGCCCUCCUCCCAACUUGGACAAUAUUACCACAUGUCUUGGUUCUUGAUUGUGAGUGAUAAAUGAUGUGGGUGGGGUUGGUAAUACUAAUCCCAAGUCCUAACAAAAUAAUUUUAUUCACUCUAUAUUCUGACUUUAAUUAUGCUUCCAUCUCACGC
Messenger RNA from Diospyros lotus (date-plum), 1399 nucleotides. RefSeq lists its product as uncharacterized. The record is from RefSeq and is a predicted model, not a curated record. Gene Ontology annotation, biological process: translation. The coding region runs from base 481 to 822 and encodes 113 amino acids. The transcript has a single exon. NCBI's taxonomy places the organism in Eukaryota, Viridiplantae, Streptophyta, Magnoliopsida, Ericales, Ebenaceae. Gene Ontology annotation, molecular function: structural constituent of ribosome; 5S rRNA binding. Gene Ontology annotation, cellular component: ribosome.